GGAGCGAGGCGCGAGGCCUUGCAUCAUGCCCAAAGGGGAGAGUGACGUCCCCUUUCCCCUUGGAUCGACUCAUCAGUCGCCACGUCGUUUGUUCGCCCAUCGUCGCUGCUAGCUUCCAGCCUGAUCCCCCUCAGCAACCCCUGGGAGGACGUAGAGGGCGGCCGGAGCAGCCGGGCAGCAGUGGGAGCCAUGAACGACCGAAACCGCUCGGCUGGCGUGGCGGAGGCACUUCAGUCCUUCCCAAGGCACCAGCCGAGGCUCACCGCCAGCAUGACGGCCAGCCAGGCCCGAUACCGAGCUUCCUCCCAGGCUCCAGCUCCACUGCCCCGCUAUGCGGUGAGAAUACGACGCACCGCACCCACACAGGCAGCAAUGAGCUCUCUCAUGAUGUAUGUGUGUGUUUCGUGUGUGUUAUCUAUCUGCAGCAUCACCAGGCAGAGUUCGCUGCAGCUGCGCCGAGAUUCGUGACUCGGCAGAGUCGCGAGGCGUCGUCGCGUCAGAGCAGCUCUGGUGAUUCCCAGCGGCCAUCGCAUUCCCGCGAGUCCCGGCAGCAGACGCGUGACGGUGUGGGGUCUGCGGUGCGGGAGCGUAGCGAACACACGGGAGUGCAUCGGAAGGACAAGGUCAUGGAGUCGGGCUUCUUCAGGAGUAAGCCGCGGAACACAUAACAGGGGAGGGAGGGAGGGAGGGAGGGAGGGGAGGGUGGGAGGGAUGCAUGGAUGGAUGGAUGGACGUCUGUGUCUGUGUGUGUGUAUGUGAUGUUUGUCUGUUGAUGCAGUUGGGGGAUAUCCGCCGGCUGCGUAUGGGCUGUACAAUCUGGGGAACACUUGCUAUCAGUAAGCAAGCCACAACCCAUGCAUCAACAAGUCGAAGACCAAAACACACAUGUCUGUCUGUCUGUCCCUGCUUGUUUUGUUGUUGUGUGCAGGAAUGCGGUUGUGCAGCCAUUGGUUCGGACUCCAUGGUUCUGGGACUGGUCAGCUGCCAGCCGGCACCGCACCCACCCAAUGAACCAACCAAGCAGACAUCUCUCUCUCUCUCGCUCUCUCUCUCGGUGUGUGUGUGUGUGUCUGUUCGGUGUGCAGGUUCACAGUAGCGUUUGAUGAUUCGGACGAUGCCCAUUGGCAGACGUUCAUCUGUCCUCGCAGCCCCUACAGAGGACACGUAGCCUCGGUGAGUGAAUGAGCGAGCUACCUACACCACACACAGACACACCAAACCACACAUAUACACUUGUGAUCUGCGUUGUGUGUGUGUGUGUGUCCCUAUCAAUGAGUGCAGGUGUUUGCGACCUUGAUGCGAGAGUUCUCGUCUGACGGCGCGUCGGAGCAGCAGGGGGGCGUCGUCGACCCGAGCGACUUUCGCCGCGUCUUUGGAGAGAACAAGAAGGAGUUCAAAGGUAACCACCACACACACACACACACAAUCCACCAAAUGGUCGGCAUCAUCAAUCAGGACGUGUGUGUGGUGUGCUGUGUGGGCGUGUGUCUGUGGGCCAGGUCGCCGUCAGCAGGACUCGGCAGAGUUUCUGGGCAAGCUGCUCGAGUGUCUUCACGAAGUACGGAGCCACCAGAUCGCCCCCAACACACGCAUGCCAUCACUGGCCUGUGUAUGUGUGUCGGGUGCAUGGCAUGUGUGCAGGACACCAACAGGAUCCAGGAGAAGCCGCCAUUCCAGGAGAUGGACGACCGACCGGGCGAGACGCCCACAGAGGCCAGGUAGGCCGGCGGGCGGGCGAGGGGCUGGGCCACACCCACACACGCAUCCAUUGCCCCCUCUUUCUGUCUGUGUGUGUGACCAGCGACCGUUGGUGGACGUACGACCACCAGCGGAGCGACUCCAUCGUCUCCGACGUGUUUGGCGGACAGCUCAUGACGGAGAUCAUCUGCCCGAAAUGCGGCCACAGUGAGCACACAACACACACCCCACACCCCACACCCACAGCACCACUCCACAGACGUCCUUUGAUGUAGUGCUGUGAUUGGGUGUCAUGUGAUGUGUGAUGUGUGCAGUUGCGCGCAACUUCGAGACGAAUUGGUCUCUGCCCCUGACGAUUCCUGACGACGAGACGGCCGAGGUCGAGCUCGACGAGUGCCUCAAGACGUUCUGCAAGAUCGAGGUGAGUCCGGUCGGCGCCAUACAGCACACUGCACUGCACACACGCCCCCUCCCUCACUCUGUCUCCGUAUGUGGUAUGACGUCGAUCAGGUGCUGAGGGGCGAUGACGUCUGGUACUGUCCCAAGUGCAAGGAACACGUUGAGGCCAGGUAGGAUGGGAGGGAGAGGAUGUCUCCGUGCUCGUGUUAUGUUGACCUGUCUGUCUGGCUGGCUGCGUGUGUGGGUAUGUCGUGUCAGCCGCCAGGUGACGAUCUUCAGGUGCCCGCCGGUGCUGGUCGUGACGCUCAACCGCUUCCGCAAGGACAAGUUCGGCGGCACGGAGGGCAUCUUCAACGCCAAGCGUCUCAACACUCCGGUGCGCUUCAAGAUGCGCAAGCUCUGUCUCGCCGAGGUUCAUGGCCUCUGCGAACACUCUGGUAAGGAGAGAUAUGGGAGAGGGGGGGAGGAUGGCUGUGCUCAUGCCUGUGUGUGUGUGUGUGUGUGUGUCGCGUGUUCAGAGGAUCCCACGAUCAGCCGCGAGUACGAUCUGUUCGCCGUCACCCAUCACGACGGCAUCCUCCAUGGCGGCCACUACUACGCGUGAGCACCCGACAGACAGACAGACAGACAUACACACAGACAGGGCGUGACUGCAGGAGGGAAAUGCGUGUCUGCGUGUGUGUGUCUGUGUCUUGCGUGUGCAGCUACGCCAAGUUGGUGGUGAAUGGUGUGGUCUCGUGGGUGCGGUUUGACGACAUCGCCACCGAGUACUUCAUGCCCGAGGAGCAACUUCAGGGUGCGUAUCUAGAGCAGGGAGGAGGGGAGGGGAGGGGACGUCCCACAACAAGAGAGACUCGCCCAUGUGUGUGUGUGUGUGUGUGUGUGUCAGGUUCUGCGGCCUACAUCCUGUGGUACCAGGCCCGCGACAUGCCAAAGGUGUUCCAGGAGAAGCGGAAGGUCCGUGUUGAAGGUACGCGCCGAUGAUGUCGACCACCCACCCACCCACCCACACACACACAGAGACACGCUCACACGCACUCAUUCAUGUGUGUCUGCUUGGUGUGUGCUGUGUGCAGUGCCGCUGCCCCGUUCCAUCGACAACCCGGUGGUGCCGUCGAGUCGGUCGUCCUCGCGCGACAACCCCUCGAGUGUGCUCGACAAGGACACCGAGGACAUCACCUCCCCGCUCGACGACAGCACCGACAUCGCCGCACCGGCGGCGGCUGCCGACACCUCCCACCUCCCUGCGCCCACCGUCCGGCCCUCCAAGCCGUCCACGGUGCCCCCGCCCGCCCCGGCUGCUCACACCCCUCCGGCCGCUCCCCUCUCGCCACCGCCAGUGCACGCCAAGGCCCCCAGUGCCAUCACCACCACAACCACCGAGCGGGAGGAGACGGCCGAGAGGCCCGCCCCGGCCGCCGCGUCUGAUCGUCGCCCCUCAGCCCCUCUGUCGUCGUCACUGCCGUCCAUCCCGCUAGCUGCAGGGCAGCGCGCGCGGUACGGCUAUGGCUCGCGGGCGAGCCAGGGGUCACUGGACUCUGGCUAUGAGAGGGACUACGAGGACGGUCCCCUGGGGAGAAACAUAAUGCGCGACCUCGGGCAUCGGGGGAUGACGGUGGGUGUGCAUGGGGCGGCGGCGGCGGCGGCGUCACCCACUGGUGGCAGCGCGAGCCGCAGUAUCUUAUCCGACCCCCUCGAGCCCCAGCCCCUCGCACCCUCUCUCUCUCGGGAUCGACACUUCCAGCAGUCGCUUCGUCUUGACGAGGCUGUCAGGGCCUCUUACGCCUCGGCCACCACCACCCAGCCAUCUGUCGGCGCGUCAUCAAGCCGCAGCAACCGCAUCGGCACCCCCACACGGACAACGGCGGCUGACACAGCUGGGGCGGGAUCGACGUUCGCGAUGGGUGAGGUGCGUGGCGGCAGCCUCAGCAACUCGCGCAGAGGGAGUGGGAGUGGGGGUGGUGAGGCGCGGGCAGCUGGGAUGACCACCAGCGAGUGUGAGCGGCUGAUAGAGCGGCGCAGCAGCCGCGACCGCGACCGCGAGCAGCGCGAUGAUGACGCCAUCGCGUCGCUCAUGCCGCGUCGGUGGUCGGGCAUUGGCGUGAAGGACCCCUAUCGCCAUUCGUCGAGGCCGCUCGACUCCCAGCCCAGCUACGAGCGUGACGAGGGCCUCAGCAUCGGCACCAGCCACACGGCAGCGUACCGGCUCUCCCACAACCAGCCCUCCCUGUCCAGCUCUGCUGCUGCUGCUGCUGCUGCUUCGUACUUCGACGCAUAUCCCCACCAGCGCAGCAGCGGCGGGCGGGACAUCUACGGCACCGACUCGCACGGCAGCAGCAUCCCCACUGUCGGCCACCCUCCCGCCCUCAUGCCGGCAUCCCCGUCCCUCGCCUCGCGAGCACAGCAGCAGCGGGAGGAGUCCACCCUCCAGGCCGCCCAGCGCUCCAGAGGCGGUGUGGUUUCCCCUGCGGCCCGUCAGGCCACCACCAGCACAGACGGCAUCCGCAGACACAGCACCGGGCCGGGCAGCAUUGCGGGUGCGGGCGCCUUCGGCUCCUCAACACGGUCGUCGGCCAUCAACAACUUUGCGAGCAGCUUGUCGACGUUCACCGGGGGUCGGGCGUCGAGAGGCAACAGCGUCAACCCCACACGAUUGACCAACAAUCCCUAUGCAUCGCUGUCGUCCAUGGGCUCCACAUCUUCCAGCCGGGUAAGCAGGCAACAACAGAGAUCAAUGGACUGGACGGGCGGCCAGACAGCUGGUCAUUUGCCCUUUGUGUGUGUGUGUCGUGUCAGAACCGCAAUCAGAGCCCGGUUGAGCGCAGCUAUCAGUCGAGACUCUUUGGUUAUCGUCGAUAAGCCCCACACGGUCAGAUACAUCCAUGCCAUGCGAGCAGGGAGGCACGGUGGGAGGGGAGGGGGUGCGUCAGUCAGUUGUAGAUGGAGGCGUCUUGUUUUGGUCACACACAUACACGACCGACACACACACAUGGAUGUCUGCAUACCUUUCGCACACAGCGGGGGUCAUUCGGUGAGUGAGUCGAUUCGAGAGGGGCGAGGUGGGUAGCUAGGUGUCUGUCGUGGCAUCCGUGUGUGUGGUACGGUCGGUGUCAAUGGGAGAGGGCGGGCGGGGCUGACGGGAUAUAUCUGUGUAUCUGUCUUGCUGGCUGUCGCAUUGCAAUCAUUGCUCCAUCCAUUCGACGCCUUGUGAGUGACGGUUGCCGAUUUUUUUCCGUUGUGACUUGUGUGUGGACACUGUGUGUGGGGGGGAGGGAGGAAGGAGGGAGGGGCAUUGGAGAGGAAGAUACGGGAAGGUACAUUGCGUGUCGUCUUUGUGUGUGUGUGUGUACACAUUGACUGGACAGGUAGAUUUGGCUGACUGACUGGCUGGCUGAUUGACUGGCUGACCGGCUGGCUGACUGACUGACUCAUGCAAAUGCUGUGCGAUGGCUCAGCACGGCAUGCAAUCGUGCGUACGUGCGUGCGCUUUCCCCUUUAUGACAUUCAAUCCAUCUAACACAUCCAUCCAUCCAUCUGCACCGACACACACAUGGCCUCCCAUGUAUAGAUUGCCCGGCGACCUGAUACCUGACACACACACCAACUGGCUGCAGAGAGAUACAGAGAGAGAUCAUUCGUUUCAUGUGCAGACAGACCGACACACCAACUGCAGAGAGAGAGAGAGAUGUAUAGCUAUAAAGCUAUAAAGGACUAACCUGACAGACAGCCGACAGACAUCCGAGUGAGGCGAUGGCUUGCUGGCUUCACGGUCGCAUCGUACGUAAAAACGGUCUGUCUGCUGUAAUCCUUCCCCCUCCUUGUGCCUCUUUGUCAGUCAUCAGCGUUGCGUUGCACUCUGCACGCACUAAUUCAUCCAUCAAGUCAGUCAGUCAGGGAGGGAGGAGGGGCAAUGCAAUACGACGAUAUCGAUGACUGGUGGCUGAUCGAUCGUGUGAGCUCUCCGCUGUGUGGUCGACUUCAUCGGCGUCCUCUUUCCUUUCGCCGUGGAUCAUGUUCGAGUGGUCCACGGAGCGGGGCGAGACGAGGCUGAUUGCGAGUCGAUUGCCUAGCAAUGAGCCGGUUGCGGUGAAUCUGGUGGUGGACGAUGGAUGCCAUGCGUCAUUCCAUUCAUGCUGUCCGUGUGCAUGAUGAAAAUAUGAUCAGUGUGAAGCAUCCACAC
Messenger RNA from Vitrella brassicaformis, 6277 nucleotides. The record is from the annotation of a GenBank genome assembly. Lineage: Eukaryota; Vitrellaceae.